Messenger RNA from Amyelois transitella, 2337 nucleotides. RefSeq names its product rho-related BTB domain-containing protein 1 (gene RhoBTB). Lineage: Eukaryota; Metazoa; Arthropoda; Insecta; Lepidoptera; Pyralidae. The coding region runs from base 4 to 2187 and encodes 727 amino acids. Gene Ontology annotation, molecular function: GTP binding; GTPase activity; protein binding. The record is from RefSeq and is a predicted model, not a curated record. The transcript is spliced from 18 exons. Gene Ontology annotation, biological process: small GTPase-mediated signal transduction.
AAAAUGGACAACGAACAGCCUCAUCAGGAGUUGGUGAAGUGUGUGGUGGUCGGGGACACGGCGGUUGGCAAGACGCGGUUGAUAUGCGCGCGCGCAUGCAACAAACACGUCUCGCUUUCUCAGCUGAUGACGACACAUGUGCCAACCGUGUGGGCGAUUGAUCAAUACAGGAUUUAUAAAGAUGUCCUGGAAAGGUCUUGGGAGGUGGUAGACGGAGUCAAUGUCUCUCUCAGGCUGUGGGAUACCUUCGGAGACCACGAAAAGGACAGGAGAUUCGCUUACGGAAGGUCUGACGUGGUCUUACUUUGCUUUUCAAUUACCAACCCUAUAUCACUGAGAAAUUGUGGUGCUAUGUGGUAUCCGGAGAUUAGGCGCUUUUGCCCCAACACACCUAUUCUUCUCGUCGGGUGUAAAAACGACCUGCGAUAUAUGUACAGAGAUGAAACAUAUUUGAACUAUUGCAAGGAUCGCAGUCCAUUUAUAAGGGCGCCGCGUAAAAGCGACUUAGUAAUGCCUGACCAAGGCCGAGCAUUGGCACACGAGUUCGGCAUAUACUACUAUGAGACGUCAGUGUUUACCUACUAUGGCAUAAAUGAGGUGUUCGAGAACGCUAUCAGAGCCGCUUUGAUUGCUCGGAGGCAGCAGAGAUUCUGGAUGACCAAUUUGAAGAGGGUUCAACGCCCUUUGUUACAGGCGCCGUUCAGACCGCCGAGGCCUAUGGAGCCCGAAGUAGCUGUGGUAAACAGCGUAUACCUGGAAAACAUGACUACCUUACUACGGCAACAGUAUUUCUCCGACAUGGUGAUAAUCUGCGGCGCCAAAGGCUUCCCGGUACACCGGUUCAUGCUCGCGGCCGCCUGCGAGGCCUUCCACCGGCUCCUCAGCACCGACUGCGCUAAUUUGUCAGCCGAACUAAGAGCUAGUUCUAGUGAGAGUAGUAUGGUCAGUAGCAUGGGUGAAGCGACGACCGGUGAAUUUAAUGAGGACACAGAAUAUCUGAUACGGCAGGACCAAGCUAAACAAAUGAGGGUGUGGGACCAGAUCAAACGUCGUUCCUCUUGCCAGAUUCUGCCCUUGAGCGACAGUUGCAAGAAACCGCCGGACUUAUACAGAGAGGUCAAUCACCCCGCCAUCAACUCUAUAAGGGUUGUUAAGUGUGACAAAAUCCAACACGCGACAUCGCAAACUCAGACGAUAGUGACCAUGAGCAAACUCAUAUCGCAAACGGUGAUGCAAGAAAUCAUCAAUUUCAUAUACACUGGAGUUUUGGAUAGCGGCGCUUUCAAACAGCAGGAAAUACGUCAAGCAGCCGAACUACUAGGCUUCACUGAAUUAGUGAAAUUGAGCCAGUUUAUACUGGACCAACACUUGCUUUUCGAUAAAGGAUUCAUGUUGCAAUUCCACACGCCUCUACCCCAACGCCUUCGCGAUAUGUACGUAGAGAGGAAUCUCUUCGCGGAUGUGACUUUUGAUCUUGACGAUGGCAUACAUUUAGCGCACAGAGCUAUAUUGAUGGCCAGAUGUGACCCUAUGAAGGCCAUGUUCCAAGGCCAUUUUAGGGAGAGCACUUCUAGAGUGAUAUCGUUCCCGGGCGUGAAAAUGUACGCUUUCCACAUACUCCUCUGCUACAUAUAUUCCGACAAGAUACCAAUGGUCGAGCCCACAAGAUGUCUGGAACUGUUGGAACUAGCUAACAGACUGUGUAUGAACAGACUGGUGACCUUGGUGGAGGCGAGGGUCAUACAUCAGUUGCAGCAUCACGAUACGGUGUGUGGCGAUGAUGAGCAAGUUGUGGAAAUCGCGCUGUCGCUCUUGGAGCCAGUGAAGUUGCACAACGCGCACAAUUUGGCGGAUUGGUGCAUGUGGCGCCUAUGUAGCGCGUACGACAGAGUCUGUCGCGCUAAAUACCUCAGUUCCGCUUCUAGGGACUAUCUGUCCGAUAAUCGGUGGCCGCCUGUUUGGUACGUGAAAGAGUACGACUAUUACCAGAAAUGCGUGACGGAACAAAACAAAGAACAGAAGGAGAUCAGACCAAGUGGUUCUGUGCAGGCGAAUCAACAGACUGGAUGUCUAUGUUUUAGCAGUAAAGUCCGCCGGGAAAGUGAACCCGGCACCGCGGAGCCGCCGGCGGACGUGACGACCGCGCUGUGUCGCGCCGCCGACGCCGUGCAUCAUCCGCCUCUCUGACAGCACACCUAUUGGAGAUCUCUCCGUUUAGCGGUGCUGUUGCCCGUUUCAAUGUGCUUCAUGAGCACGAUACUGACCAUUCUCGUACUAUUUCACAUAUACACUUAAACUAGUCUUAACAUAGAGAUUGCACUCGAUUUAACACUUGAC